UUCUGUAUCUCACGAGGAGAAAAAGCGGCAACCUAACGCUCGACGCCCUUGAUGCUGGCUCCAUAUCCUCCAACGGUAAACAAUUCCACACCCUCGUGCAAAGUUUGAGAGGCUCAGCACGGCUUGAGCUCUGCAGAUUGUAGUUGGAGCGUUCUUAGAAACCCACAGACACCCUCUCACACCUCUGUGCUGGACUAACGUUUGCUCUAGAGCAGCUGAGCUGGAGAAGCAACUGUAUUGAAAUAGACCAGAGAAGCUGUCCAUCUCCUAGCCUACAUUCUUGGGGGUGGGGAGAAAGCAGGACUGUUUGGCAUCAGUGGUGGUACUUGGAGCUUUAUUUUUACCCUCUACCACGACAGCUGUCUCCCUCCUCCUCCUCUCACAGGCGCUCCCCGGCCUAUCACUUUGCACCUCUCAGAACUGGGGCUGCCGGUAAGUGUGACGUGGGUCCUGUGGUUCUCAGGGCCAUUUCUCUGUCUCGAACAAGCAUACACGGGUCUUGCUGCUUUCGGCCGACUCUACUAGGCUCUGACCUUGUUAACGGAGCAACACUCUCUGUUUGGAGCAACUGCAGAGGAUCUCAGAGCCAAGAACCUGCUCCUCUUUCCAGCAUUGUGGGUCUUGCUUACCUGAAGUUUGUGACCUCAUAACUUAACUGUGAAGACCAGCAUCCAUUGUGCCAGCCUCUUGUCUGCUGGUCUCUCCAUUUGUCACUCAUCUUUUCACCCCACACUCCCUCCCUCAUCUCUCUCAGUCUCCGCCCUCAAACCCUUACCCGGCCCAGCCCAUGACAGCAGCGUUGCCAGCAUGGCAUUCUCAUCACGCUUUUCUUUCUGGGAGCAAAAGAUUAAAGAAGAGAACAAGCCAAUCCCUAAGAGUUCAAAAGACAAUUCUGACAGCGAUGGUAGCCUGAGUAGCCGAUCCCAGUCAGUGCCAAGCCUGGAGCCUGGUAGAGGCCUGCUCCGUGCCAAGAGCCCUCAACCUGUUCUGGACAAUCCUGCUGAUGUUCCAUCCCAACCUCAACUCAGGGAACGGGUCAAGAGUCCAUCACCCAACAGAAACAAGAUGGCAACCAAAAGGUACUCUGAAAUUCCCAAGAUGCCAGAGCGUUUCAAAAGCCCUGAGCCUCCUCAAGCUCCACUGAGUCCUGAACCCAUUCUGAAUGGAGAUAGCAAAAUCAGUUGUACUCUCAAUGGCAAUUUCCAGACUGCUGUUAGUGCCAGCCAGCCAGAGCUCGCUGGGGACUUGCAGGGUGGAACCCGGAAGAAGGUGGUGAAGGUGGUGCGCAGAGUAGUGAGGAGGGUACUGCCUACAGAAGAAGACACGGCAACAUCUCCUGCAGCCAUGUCCCAUUACCCUCCUAAACUAGCUUUAGAACCAUCCAAACCUGAACCAGCAUCUGUACCUAAGGUUGUGAAGAUGCCAGUUUUUUCUUUCAGACAUGAUGCAAUUAAGAAAGAGGAAAAAGAUGAUCUCUCUGCUGGAUUGGCCAGUUUGAUGAACCGGGGCAGGACCAGGGAGCCUCGUCCACGCAUCCGCAAAGAUGGGUCUGCUGAAAAAGAGGAUGCAAAAACUGUAGAGAAUGUGAUUGAGAAAAUGCAAGAGAAGGAACCUUCUGGACCAGUAAAGGAUAAAAAUGUGCCGAAAGUACAGGCUAGCCAACCACCAAAACACGAGGAACAGACUUUAACAUCCACAACUACCUCAACUCCUUCCAAGCCUCCUCUUUCGCCACCUACAGGGUUAAUCCCUGCCUCCAAACCCUACUCACUCUCUUCCCCAACAGGAGUUGUCCUGGCACCAAAACCAUCUACACUUUCCCCACCACCAGGUUUUAUUCCUGCUCCAAAACCUUCUUCCAUGACUUCUGCUGGAUUUGUUCCAAAAGCUCCCACGAUUUCAUCACCUUCAGCUCAUAUUCCAGAUCCCAUAACGGUUCUUGUUACACCUACCAUCCCUAAAGCAGCUGCUACCUCUGCUUCUACUAAAUCCAAUACCAUUUGCCCCCUGGCCCCAAAGACAGACCCAUUUGCCCCUCCUUCAGGGUUCAUACCCACCCCUAAACAAAUGGCUAUGAAAAAACCAGAGGUGAAGGCAGCCAUACGUAUGCCACCAGCCCCAGCAGGGAGACCUUCUACUGGGAGCAUUUCUAAACCCACUGUGCCAACUAUGGCCAAAAAGGAGAGUCCACCACUGAGUCCCACUGAAGAGGCACAGAGACGGCUGGAGAGGAUUUUCGCUGCAUCUCUGGAACCUGUUGCCAGUGCCUCUUCGUCAUCUCAGGUACAGGGCCCCUCUGCACGCAUCUUUGGCCUGGCCGGAGUGUGCUCUCGUGUGGCCUGCUGGAGUGGACAGGUGGAGGAGGAUCCUGUGGCCAUCCUAAAGGCAGACCAUGCCGCUGCCGCCCUUCCUAAGGUGAAGACAGAGGAGCAGAUAGCUGCAGAGCAAGCAUGGUACGGCUCAGAGAAAGUGUGGCUGGUCCACAAGGAUGGAUUCUCUCUGGCCACUGUGAUGAAAACAGAGGCAGGCAGUCUACCAGAGGGGAAAGUGAAAAUCAAACUGGAGCAUGAUGGAACAAUACUGGACGUGGAUGAAGAUGACAUUGAGAAGGCAAACCCACCAUCAUUUGACCGCUGUGAGGACUUGGCGACUUUGCUCUACCUGAAUGAGUCUAGCGUCAUGCACUCACUGCGUCAGCGCUAUGGAGGAAACCUCAUCCAUACACACGCAGGGCCCAAUAUGGUUAUCAUCAACCCUAUCAGUGCCCCAUCCAUGUACUCCGAGAAGGUUAUGCAUAUGUUUAAAGGUUGUCGGCGGGAGGACACUGCUCCUCAUAUCUAUGCAGUGGCUCAGUCGGCCUACCGAAACCUUCUGACCACACGGCAGGACCAAUCCAUCGUACUGCUUGGAAAGAGUGGGAGUGGCAAGACCACGAACUGCCAGCAUUUAGUCCACUACUUGGUCUCCAUCGCCGGUAGCACCGGCAAAAUAUUUACUGCUGAGAAAUGGCAAGCGGUUUACACAAUCCUAGAGGCCUUCGGAAACAGCACCACUUCCAUGAACACCAAUGCUAGUCGGUUCUCCCAGAUUGUCUCUCUUGAUUUUGACCAAACUGGUCAGGUGGCCUCUGCCUCCAUCCAGACCAUGCUGCUAGAGAAGCUGAGGGUGGUGAAACGACCAGAGGCUGAGUCCACUUUCAAUGUCUUUUACUACAUGAUGGCUGGAGCAGACAGCACUCUCAGAACGGAGUUGCAUUUAAACCACUUCGCAGAAAACAGUGCUUUUGGGAUUGUACCUCAAUCUAAGCCUGAGGACAAGCAAAGGUCAUCGCAGCAGUUCACUAAAUUGCAGGCAGCCAUGAAGGUGCUGGGCAUCUCUUCUGAUGAGCAGAAAGCUCUGUGGCUCAUUCUUGGUGCCAUAUAUCAUCUCGGAGCUGCUGGGGCCACGAAAGCAGAGGCUGAUGAAGCGGGACGAAAGCAAUUUGCACGUCACGAGUGGGCCCAGAAGGCAGCUUACCUCUUGGGCUGCACCCUAGAAGAACUCUCCUCCUCUAUAUUCAAACACCAGCCCAAAGGAACCUUGCAGAGGUCAACCUCAUUCCGCCAGGGACCAGAUGAUGUUGGGACAGGGGACAACUCGGCUCCAAAGAUCACAGCUCUGGAGUGUUUGGAAGCCAUGGCUGCUGGGCUCUACUCUGAGAUAUUUACUCUGGUCAUCUCACUUGUUAACCGAGCUCUGAAGUCGAGUCAGCGUUCCCUUUGUUCUCUGCUUAUUGUGGACACACCGGGAUUCCAGAACCCAAAAUUAGCCAAGCGGGACCGUGGCGCCACCUUUGAGGAACUGUGCCACAACUACGCCCAGGAGCGGCUCCAAACGCUUUUCCAUGAACGCACAUUUGUACAGGAGAUGGAGCGCUAUAAAGAGGAGAACAUAGAGCUUGCAUUAGAUGACAUAGAUUCCAGUACAUCUCUGUCUGUAGCAGCUAUAGACCAAGCCUCAACUCAAGCAUGGGUACGAACCCUGGCUAGGACAGAUGAGGCAAGGGGGCUGCUGUGGUUGAUGGAGGAGGAAGCUUUACAGCCUGGGGGAUCAGAGGAAACUCUGCUGGAAAGACUGUUCAGUUAUUACAGCCCUGCUGAAGGAGAAAGCAAAGGUCCUGCCCUGCUACUUAAGAGUGAGAAGACGCAUCACUUCCUGUUGGGCCACAGCCAUGGCACUGACUGGGUGGAGUAUGAUGCUCGAGGCUGGCUGAGCCAUGCCAAACAAAACCCUGCCUCCCAGAAUGCGGCCAUUCUAUUGCAGGACUCCCAGAAGAAGAAUAUAAGUGGCUUGUUUAUGGGACGUUCAGGAGGGGCCACAGUUUUGUCAGGCUCUAUUGCUGGGCUUGAGGGGGGCUCGCAGCUGGCCCUACGCAGGGCCACAAGCAUGAGGAAGACCUUCACCACUGGCAUGGCUGCUGUCAAAAAGAAAUCUCUCUGCAUCCAGAUUAAACUGCAAGUGGAUGCACUUAUAGACACAGUGAGGCGUUCCAGGGUGCACUUUGUGCAUUGCCUGAUGCCUAAGGCGGAGGUUCUGACUGGGGAUGUGAAGGUGAAAACAGAGACCCAUGGAGAGAGCUGUGAUACAGGCCUCAUGCAGCUGGAUGUGUGCUUGCUCCGAGCACAGCUCCGUGGCUCCAAACUGCUCGACGCACUUCGAAUCUACCGCCAAGGUUAUCCUGAUAAUUUGGUAUUUUCUGAGUUCCGUCGUCGCUUUGAUGUGCUGACCCCCCACCUGACAAAGAAGCAUGGGCGGAACUACAUUGUAACUGAUGAGAGAAGGGCUGUCGAAGAGCUUCUGGAGUCUCUUGAGCUGGAAAAAAGCAGCUAUCACAUGGGCCUGAGCAGAGUGUUCUUCAGGGCAGGUGUUUUGGCUAAACUGGAGGAGCAGAGAGACAUCCAGACCAGACGCAACAUCACCCUGUUUCAGGCUGCGUGCAGGGGCUACCUAGCCCGACAGGCCUUCAAGAAGAGAAAGAUCCAGGACCUGGCCAUUCGCUGUAUUCAGAAAAACAUCAAGAAGAACCGCGGUGUGAAGGGUUGGCCGUGGUGGAAGCUCUUUACCACAGUGCGACCUCUCAUCGAGGUGCAGCUCACAGAGGAGCAGAUCCGUGGCAAAGACGAGGAAAUUCAGCAGCUCAAGUUAAGGCUGGAGAAAGUGGAGAAGGAGAGGAAUGAGUUAAGACUUAAUAGUGACCGUCUGGAAAGCAAGAUCACAGAAUUGUCGUCAGAGCUCGCCGAUGAGAGAAACACGGGCGAGUCUGCCUCCCAGCUGCUGGAGUCCGAGACCUCUGAGAGACUGAGACUAGAGAAAGAAAUGAAGGAUCUACAGACCAAGUUUGAUACUAUGAAAAAGCAGAUGGAGUCUAUGGAAAUGGAAGUAAUGGAAGCACGACUCAUACGUGCAUCAGAGCUCAAUGGAGAAAUGGAUGAUGAUGACACAGGUGGAGAAUGGAGACUCAAGUAUGAACGAGCCAUCAGAGAGAUCGAGUUCACUAAGAAGAGACUCCAACAAGAGUUUGAUGACAAACUAGAGGUGGAGCAGCAAAACAAGAGGCAGCUGGAGAGAAAGCUGACAGACCUGCAGGCGGACAGUGAGGAGGUGCAGCGUGUGGCGCAGCAGCUAAAGAAGAAAUGCCAGAGACUGACAGCAGAGCUGCAGGACACCAAACUGCACUUGGAGGGCCAGCAAAGCCGCAACCAUGACCUGGAGAAGAAACAACGCAAGUUUGACUUGGAGCAGACCCAGUCUCAGGAGGAGGUGCAGAGAGAGAAGAGUCAACGGGAUAAACUGAGCAGAGAGAAAGACAUGCUGACCGGGGAAGUGUUCUCCCUUCGACAACAACUGGAGGAUAAGGAUCUGGAGAUAUGUGCUGUCAAUCUAAAGCUGGAGCAGAUGGAGGCAGAGCUACAGGAUCUGAAUUCACAGGAGUCAAAGGACGAUGCCUCACUGGCCAAGGUUAAAAAGCAGAUUCGUGACCUUGAGGCAAAGGUCAAAGAUCAGGAGGAAGAGCUUGAUGAGCAGGCAGGCACCAUUCAGAUGCUGGAGCAGGCCAAGCUGCGUCUGGAGAUGGAGAUGGAGAGACUGAGACAGACACAUUCGAAAGAGAUCGAGAGUAAAGAUGACGAGGUGGAGGAGAUCAGACAGUCCUGCAGUAAGAAGCUCAAACAAAUAGAGGUGCAGCUGGAGGAGGAGUAUGAAGACAAGCAGAAGGUCUUGCGUGAGAGGAGAGAUCUGGAAGCAAAGCUAAUGAGUGCUCAGGAGCAGGUGAGCCAUAGAGAUGUGGAGACCGAGAAGCGUUUGAGGAAAGACCUGAAGCGCACGAAGGCCUUGUUGGCUGACGCUCAGAUCAUGCUGGAUCACCUGAAGAACAACGCUCCAAGCAAGAGAGAGAUCGCGCAGCUCAAAAACCAGCUUGAGGAGUCUGAGUUUACAUGUGCAGCUGCGGUCAAAGCCAGAAAGUCUAUGGAAGUGGAGAUCGAAGACCUCCAUGUCCAAAUGGAUGACAUUUCCAAAUCCAAGCAGGCGCUUGAGGAGCAGCUAAGUCGUUUGCAGAGGGAGAAAAAUGACCUGCAGUCUCGUAUGGAGGAGGACCAGGAGGACAUGAACGAACUCAUGAAGAAACACAAAGCCGCUGUUGCCCAGUCCUCACAGAACCUGGCCCAGAUCAGUGACCUGCAGGCCCAGCUGGAGGAGGCCAUGAAGGAAAAACAGGACGUGCAGGAGAAGCUCACAGCCCUGCAGAGUCAACUAGAGUUCCAAGAGCAGUCCAUGGUGGACAAGUCUCUGGUCAGCCGGCAGGAGGCCAAGAUCCGUGAACUGGAAACCAAGCUGGAGUUUGAGAAGACGCAGGUCAAACGCUUGGAGAGUCUUGUAGCAAGGCUAAAAGAGAACCUCGAGAAGUUAACAGAGGAACGAGAUCAACGCAGUGCCAGUGAAAACAGGGAAAAAGAGCAGAACAAGCGUCUCCUCAGGCAGAUCCGAGACAUUAAGGAGGAGAUAGCUGAGCUGGCCAAAAAGGAAGCAGAGGCAAGCCGCAAGAAACACGAACUGGAAAUGGAUAUCGAGAGUUUGGAAGCAGCCAACCAGAGUCUCCAGGCAGACCUCAAGUUAGCCUUCAAGAGGAUCGGAGACCUCCAGGCUGCUAUUGAGGAUGAGAUGGAGAGUGAUGAAAAUGAAGAUCUCAUCAACAGCGAGGGUGCCUCAGAUACUGAUUCUGAGGUGGAGGACCGUGUUGAUGGGGUGAAGUCAUGGCUGUCCAAAAACAAGGGCUCUGCCAAGAACCUGUCAGAUGACGGUAGCCUUAAGAGCUCAAGAUAUGCUGUAAAUGUUGACGGAAAAGAGGGAAAAGAGUGGGACGAGGGUAAAGAUAGGAAAGACAAUGGCAAAGGUAAAGAAUUAGAACCCAACAGGCCUGUGUCUGUCAUGAGUUCCCUCAGCUACAGAAAACGCUCCAACAUGAAGGACUCCAUAGGAGGUAAGGGAGACGAGAGUUCUCUCCUCAACACUCUAAAAGAACAAUCUGACUCCCAGGACAUCUCUUCCUUCCGGAAGAACAAAGCAAAGCAGGAAGCUGAGGAUGACUCCUACUCCAUCACAUCCUGGAGGAAGGCAGGAGAUGAUCUUGACGAUCGGGGCUCUGUUAUCUCUCAGGCCUAUUCAGAGGCUGCCAGUCGGGCCAGAAAGGGUAUGGACAGCCGUUGGUCUGACUUUGAUAAGGAGUCUGUUAUCUCCACUGUAGCCCCUAGCCGAGCUUCCACCCGUCGCUCUGUGAUGGACUUGGAUGACGAUGCUAUUUCCAGUGUGAGUCACAUAAGUCCGCUUAGCCAUCAUCGAAGCAUGUCUCGUCUCGACGACCGCCAGAGUGAAUACGGUUCAGCAAUCAGCCCCACCCUGAGCCGCCGCAGUCCAGGCAGUGUGAGCCGUGCCGACUCCCGCAUGUCCCUGUCUCGCAGCUGUCGCCUCAGUGAGUUUGACGUGGAUGAUGACACCCGAAGUGUGGCACUCAGCGAAGCUCGGUCCAGUGCUUACAGCCCUCACUCCACCUCUGGUCGUAGCUUCUCCAUGCCCCCGCAAGCCCGGACUACUGAUUCCAGCCCACCCAAUCUCUAUGAUGUCAAGCCAGUCAGUCACCGCAACUACCUGGACCCUGACCUGGAGGCUGCCAUCAAUGAAGUGCUGAGUUUCAAACCCAUCAAGUUUAAGCGCACCAGCUUGGAAGAUUCUGGAGCUGAGAAGGACAAGCAAGUUGAGGAGCAUGAUGAAAGGAAAAGUAUUAGCUCGAGGACCAGCAGAGACAGUGAUCGCUCCUCCAGCCUGCGUCGCUCUGCUUCAGCCGUGGACUACAAGCGUUCUAGCAGUAGCAUCAGCACACGUAGCAGCCGAAGCAAAAAGGGCAAAAGCAAGUCAAAGAAGAAGAAGAAAAGCCAUAGCUCUGAAUCAAACACAUCCAACAGCUCUGAUGAAGACCACAAAAAGAAGAGAUCCAAGAAGAAGGGCAAGAAGUCCAAGAAGUCCAAGAAAGAAUCUUCGUCAUCCUCCUCUGAUUCUGAGUCUAGCACAGAAUCAGACUCUAGUUCAGGAGCAUCCACUAUUUCCUACAGAAGCUGUAGUAGUGUCAAGAAAGCACCUAGAAAACAGGCCUCAGGAUCUGAAGGUGAAGAAGAGCCCGAAGGCCCCUCUGAAGGAGUUCCACCAUUGUCUAAGAAACAGCAGAAAAAUAGAAAAAAGAAAGUUGACAAUGUUAUGAUGAAGUAUUUGUACAGACCUGACAGUGACUAAAGAUGGCACCCACCCUCCAGUCGAAGACGCUUUUGCCUUGACAGAUCUGACGAGGAGGAAGAAGAAGAAGAAAUAGAGGAAGGGAACACGGGCCGAAGCUCCUACCGCUCCCGCUACAAACGCAGCAGUAGCAGCUACAUGAACAAC
Molecule: messenger RNA, 8967 nt
Organism: Xyrauchen texanus (razorback sucker)
Lineage: Eukaryota; Metazoa; Chordata; Actinopteri; Cypriniformes; Catostomidae
Gene: myo18ab
Product: myosin XVIIIA b
Cellular component (GO): myosin complex
Molecular function (GO): protein binding; cytoskeletal motor activity; ATP binding
Source: RefSeq, a predicted model, not a curated record